GAAGGCUGCCUUGAAACCAGCCAGCAAGAUUGGUUGAGAUGUGGUAGCGGCACUGAUCAGAGCGUGCACCAACAACAUACAAACACUGGAGCUCUGCCUCGGAUAGCAGUUGCCACCCAACUACAUACAGCAGCUCUAAUCCUUCCUUUUCCUCCUUUCGAGCCGCUGCAGCCUCCGACCAGAAAGAUCUGGAUUCACUGCUUCGCUAUCGUCCCCACCAAGACUGUAUCGACAAUGGUUACAUGCGUAUUAACGAAGGACUCGACGAGUGGAGCCGAGCCGGCCAACGGGCCGCCGUUUGAGGGCCCCGAAAAAUUGCUCGAGCUCUGGUUUGCACCGUCGGCCGACCAGGUCCCGAUUGCCUCGAAUGUCGGCACCAGAGCUGGCCUCCUCCGCUCGGGCCCGAAAUUCACCGGCCUUCGGACCGUCAAUCAUCCGCUCUGGCACGCCAUGUUGGACCAAGUCAAGUGCAAGGUUUUGAGCGUCAUCGAAUCCGAACACGUCGAUGCUUUUCUGCUCUCAGAAUCCUCGAUGUUUGUCUGGCCACACAAGAUCAUCCUCAAGACCUGCGGGACUACCGGCUUACUUCUCGGCUUGGACAGUCUGCUCAAGAUCGCCAAAGAAGAGUGCGGAUUCUCGGGGGCGUGGCGGUGGUUCUACAGUCGCAAGGCGUUCAUGUUCCCGGCCCAACAAUCUGCUCCUCACACUUCUUGGGAAGAUGAGACUAGGUUUUUGGAUCAUCGGUUCGCCCCUCAUGCAACAGCCCAGGUUUUGGGAGAAAACCCUUGGUAUCUCUAUCAUAGAACAGCACCACCACGAUCCGGCAGCGCUCCACCACCCAGUGCGAUUUUACCCACUCCAAACCCAGACGUUAUCGCGAUGAACGGGACUUGUCAAGCUAUCGAGCCUGAGCAAGUUUCUCAGUUAGCCGAAAGAGACUAUACCUUAGAGAUUUUGAUGACCGGCCUAAGCCGACGAGCGGCGAGCCACUUUGAGUCGAGCGAAGAGUUAGGAGAGGGGCAUGAGGCGGGGAUCCAGAUCGCGACGAGUCUGGGGAUCGAUGCGCCUGGGUUGCUCGGAAGCGGCGAGACGGAUGCCUAUCUGUUCUCGCCGUGCGGCUUCUCGGCCAAUCUGGUCGGCGGCCCCGACCAGAAACGAUACGGGACGAUCCAUGUGACCCCCGAACGCUCCCACAGCUUCGCCUCCUUCGAAUCUAACGUCGACUAUACCAACCGACAUCUCGAGCUCAGGAACGUCAUCUCGCGGAUCCUCAAGACCUUCGAACCUAAGAAUACUACGAUCACUCUCUUCAAUUCUCAUGCCGAAGAGCUCCCAAACAACCUGGCUUCUCACUCCGAUUUGGAUCAGAAACUCGACCAACUCCUCGACCUUGAUCUCAGAAACUUGUACAGACUUGGCGAACAAAAAGACCACGAACUGGAUGACUAUAACUUGGCUUACAUCAGUCUGCAACGGCGAGAAGAAGAGUGUGGUUCCACUCUUCCGGCCGAACCUUGACUCAACUUUCUCUCAUCACUUUCGUUUCUUUUGUUUUCUUCUUUUUUUGUUCGUUCAUGUGGAAAGUUCACCGAAAAGCAAUGCAAUAUGUUACCCUUCCUCACCUCAUGCAUUGUUUUUUUUUUCGAAUAUACAUGAAGCAAAGAUGUGUUUUUUUAUACAGAUGUUUGAUUGUUAUAGAACAACUGGAGUAUAUAUAUAUAUACCACGAUGGGGAAAUGAAUAGGUGUAUAACACAAGAGAGAA
This is a messenger RNA of Puccinia graminis f. sp. tritici CRL 75-36-700-3, 1764 nucleotides long. RefSeq lists its product as uncharacterized. Gene Ontology annotation, biological process: spermidine biosynthetic process; spermine biosynthetic process. The coding region runs from base 235 to 1518 and encodes 427 amino acids. Gene Ontology annotation, cellular component: cytosol. The transcript is spliced from 4 exons. Gene Ontology annotation, molecular function: adenosylmethionine decarboxylase activity. NCBI's taxonomy places the organism in Eukaryota, Fungi, Basidiomycota, Pucciniomycetes, Pucciniales, Pucciniaceae. The record is from RefSeq and is a predicted model, not a curated record.